Molecule: messenger RNA, 2088 nt
Organism: Danio rerio (zebrafish)
Lineage: Eukaryota; Metazoa; Chordata; Actinopteri; Cypriniformes; Danionidae
Product: zgc:101130
Cellular component (GO): nucleus
Molecular function (GO): sequence-specific DNA binding
Source: RefSeq, marked validated
GUACUUCCGGAGCUGCCGCUUUUAGCAGUAGAUAAAUAGAAUGGCGAUAUGAUUGCUGCUUUGAUCGUACGCGUUCGGAACGCUUCUUCUGUUCGAUUGUUUGGAACGCGAGUUCUAUUUUGCUGUUCACGCGGGUAAAACGGGAAUAGCGGCGAAACGGACUCUCAUUAGCAAAUGUAAACAGCUCAAUAUAGAGGUCCGACUGUUUGUUAAUCAGUACCUCGGGACUGCUGUUACGGAUUGAGAAUUGGUAUUGUUAACCCUAUUGGCGGUCAAUACUAGUAUACUCUACAUGAGAAAAUAGUAGAAUAUCCAGAGUUAAGAGUUCACUGAAGAGGAUGGAUCCAUAUGAAGAUUUUGCAGAACAAAGAGAUCUGAUGGAGGUAAAAGAGGAACCUACAAAGCUGAACGAGGAGGAAGAGGAGGAGGAGGAGCCGCCAAGUAUCUAUUACAUCACUGAAGAAAACCCGUCGACUUUAUCGCCAACAGCAACCAAACUUAAAAACUACGUCUGUUCUAUCUGUGAAAAGAGCUUUGCAAGGAAAUACAGAUUAGAUCGGCACGUCCGAACGCACACCGGAGAGAAACCGUUCGCGUGCGUCGAGUGCGCAAAGAGUUUCGCGUGCAAAGAAAAACUCGCCAGACACGCGAAAAUACACACCGGAGAAAAACCGUACACGUGCAGUCUAUGCGGGAAGAGUCUGGCGUGUAAAACGAGAUUAAAGCGACACAUGAACACACACACCGGAGAAAAGCCGCACGUUUGUUUGCAAUGCGGGAAAUGCUUCACGUGUAACGCAAGUCUACAGCGGCACGUCAAACUGCACACCGGAGAGCGUCCGCAUAUAUGUCGUGAGUGCGGGAAGGGCUUCAUACGCAAUGAAAAACUAAUCAGUCACAUGACCAUUCACACCGGAGAGCGGCCUUUUAUUUGCGACGAAUGCGGGAAAAGUUUCCGACACGUCAAUGGACUUCGCGAUCAUCAACUUUCGCACUCCGCCGUCAAAUCCUUUCCGUGCGAUCAAUGCAAUAAAGAGUUUAUCACUCCAUCUGCGCUGAAAAGACACCUCAGGGUUCACUCUGGCGAGAAGCCGUAUUUGUGUACGCUGUGUGGGCGGAGUUUCUCUCGAGUGGAUAUUUUUAAAAGGCAUCAGGAGGUCCAUAUUGGUGUGAAGGAUCACGUCUGCUUCGAAUGCGGGAAGGCGUUUAUUACGUCCGACCAGCUCAAGCAGCACCAGAGGAUUCACAGCGGAGAAAAACCCUACACGUGUUCGGUUUGCGCAAAGAGUUUCACGCAGUCGGCGCAUCUGAAAGUACACGACAGAGUUCACCAUAAGAAAACUGUGCAGCACUGUGAUACGGUGCUCGAAGAGUUUCAGGCGGGCGAGCCGUUUGUUGAUUCAUUUGAACAAGCAUCAUUCGAUGAAUCUAACAUUGUGGAUUUUUCAUGUUCAUGAAAAUUAUGUGUGUAGGCCAAUAUUAUGGAAUUAUAUAUAAAUAUAUAUAUACACAGUGGUCCCUCGUUAUUCGCAGGAGUUACGUUCUAAAAAUAACCUGUGAUAGGCGAAAUUCGCAAAUGAGUCUGCUUUGUUUUACAAUUAUUAUAAAUAGUUUAAGGCUGUAAAACCCCUCACUGCACACGUUGUACACUUUUCUCUCAAAGUUGAAACCUUCAUAGGAAAAUUAGUCCAGUAUUAUAAAAAAAAAACCAAAGAUCAAAACCAUUUCAUCUUCAUUUGUUUAUUACAUAAGCCGGGUAACUUCUACCUUCCUUCUACCUAACUUUUUGUGCGAUGGUUAGCAUCUUGCCUUUUAGGUGCUACCACAGGUGCCUUUGACGGUGCAGAACGUUUAGUCGCUAUUUUGGGAAGAAAUCUUGGUACAGCACUUCAGAGUCACACUGCUAGCUAUCAAAGAUUCAUGUCAAUUUGACGAGCUGAACCCAUUCUGUACUGUACAGGAGACAAUUAUUGACAAUGGUCUACAGCCAAUCAGGACGCAGAACACAAUGCGCUAAUCAGGAUGCAGAUGUGCUGUAGAAAAAAAGCAUGUCAAUGUGCUCAAUAAAAAUCUGCGAGACCGCGUAAA